This is a messenger RNA of Exophiala viscosa, 1290 nucleotides long. RefSeq names its product isovaleryl-CoA dehydrogenase. Gene Ontology annotation, biological process: L-leucine catabolic process. Bases 1 to 1290 code for a protein of 429 amino acids. The transcript has a single exon. The record is from RefSeq and is a predicted model, not a curated record. NCBI's taxonomy places the organism in Eukaryota, Fungi, Ascomycota, Eurotiomycetes, Chaetothyriales, Herpotrichiellaceae. Gene Ontology annotation, molecular function: flavin adenine dinucleotide binding; 3-methylbutanoyl-CoA dehydrogenase activity.
AUGGCAUCCUCCUUGCUCCCCAGACUUGCGCGGCCCAGCGCUCGCAUCAUCCGAAAUGCCCCCUCGACAACCAUUCCUCGCAUCUGUCUGCGAGCAGCAUCGACGUCCAAACAUCCAAGCGGUUUCACUCCCCCGACGACAGAAGACCUAUACGAACUUCGCGAGCGUGUCCAAGAGUUCACGAGAAGAGAGAUUCCCGAAGAAGUGGCCCACAGAACAGACACGUCCAAUGAAUUUCCCAAUGAAAUGUGGAAGAAGCUGGGAGAGGCAGGCUUCCUGGGACCUACAGCCGACGAAGAAUACGGCGGAUUAGCCAUGGGAUAUCAAGCACACUGCAUCAUUCUCGAAGAGAUCAGCCGAGCUUCAGGCUCGAUCGGCUUGUCCUACGCUGCCCACUCGCAACUCUGCGUCAACCAGUUGAACCUGAACGGCAAUGAAGAGCAAAAACAACGAAUCCUCCCAGGUCUAAUAUCUGGGGACAAGAUUGGUGCGUUGGCAAUGUCUGAACAUUCAGCUGGAAGUGAUGUGGUGAGCAUGAAGACAACAGCUAAAGCUGUCGACGGCGGAUACCAACUCAAUGGCACGAAGAUGUGGAUCACCAACGGGCCAGACGCCGACUAUAUCGUGGUCUACGCGAAGACCGAACCAGAGAAGAAGAGCAGAGGUAUCACCGCGUUUAUCGUGGAGAAGGACUUCAAGGGCUUCUCCGUGGCGCGGAAACUAGACAAACUGGGCAUGCGCGGGUCGAAUACAGGCGAAUUGGUCUUUGACAACGUCUUUGUUCCCAAGGAGAACAUCCUAGGCGAACUCAACAAAGGUGUCACCGUGCUGAUGGAAGGGCUGGAUCUGGAGCGAUUAGUCCUCAGUGCCGGUCCGCUGGGUAUCAUGCAGGCUUGUUUGGAUCUCGUGCUGCCGUAUACCCACCAGCGCAAACAAUUCGACACACCGAUCGCACAUAACCAAUUCAUUCAGGGUAAACUGGCAGACAUGUACACCAAGCUUCAGGCCUCGCGGGCGUAUACGUACGAGACGGCCAGGAAGGUCGAUGAAGAAAAACAGAUCCGCACGCAAGACUGCGCCGGCGCCAUCUUGUACGCUGCUGAGCGGGCUACUGAGUGUGGCCUGGACGCGAUCCAGUUGAUGGGUGGGAACGGGUAUGUCAAUGAGAUCCCUGCGGGCAGAUUACUUAGGGAUGCGAAAUUGUAUGAGAUCGGUGCUGGGACCAGCGAGAUCAGACGGAUGGUCAUUGGGAGAGCUUUCAACAAGGAAUAUAAAGAUCAGGGUAUCUAA